GAUUCAGUGGCUGACAAGGCUUAUAAAGUGUAAAAAGUUCGCGAACUUGCUUAGUUUGAAACUAAGCAAAACAAUAUAAUUUUUUUUGAGCCACCAGACGGUAUUCUCCAGUGCAUUGAAUUUCAUGUUAAAAAGUGUGUUAAAGAAAUUGUGUGAUUUUGAGGUGGUCAAUAACAUUUUGUAUGUGGUAAAAAUUUGCGACCUGUUGUUUUUUGAAAUAACCCACUACCAACUGUUACUUGCUGGGAAUUGAAUAGUAUUGUAGUUGAACUGGUCACUUUCACUGACCUACCUGAAAAAUCUAAAUGCUAAAAUUUAUGCUCUGGUUCUUAGUUGGUGUGGUGGCUGUUGUGCAAUCCUCAAAUUGCAGAAAUUGUUAGCUCAUUCCAGUGCCCAUGGCUCAUCGUAGUUCAUUACAGGUUCUACUUUCUCUUGGUUGCAUUACUGCAAAAGUUUGUUGUGUUGUGCAUCCUAAUUACUUUUGCUUGUUUUCUUUAUAUGGAUUUAGCAAUUGCAUAUUGCGGUGAAAUUUCUUCUUACUGUAGAGCUUUGCAUUAACAUUCCUUUUCUAGUUUAUGCACCAAUGUUUCAUGCAGAGUGCUAGGUUAUGUGCUUAUGAAUUUGUGGCAUUGUGUUUGAAUGUUAGAGGUGCCUGCAACAAUAUUUAUUAUUGAACUUGUUCAAGAAAAUUUUAAUGCACUGGACUAGGAAAACUCAUUUUUAUAUUGUGCUUUCUUAAAACGACUUGCCUUUUAUAAUCUUCUUUUCCACUUAUCUGUCAAGAAAUACACUUAAGGUAUGAAGAAAGUUGUUAAGCAUAUAUAUAUAUAUAUAUAUAUAUAUAUAUAUAUAUAUAUAUAUAUAUAAUGUAUGUAAAAGGCAGACACACUUUCUUACAUUUUGCUUUUGCUUUGUUUGAGCAUUUGUUGCAUGUCCUUUGUUCCUUGUGAAUUGCAGUAAGAGUUUUGAAAUUUCUGGUAGAGAAGUUAUGUGAAACUGCAGAUCAGGCUAUGAAGUAAGAGGUGAAAUGUUAUUUAUGUCUUUGCCUCUGUUAUCACCACUGUUGCCACACCAUGUCUCUGACAUGUGCACAUAGAAGUGGCUUUAAAGCAGUGUGAUAACUUGAACUUUGGUGUAUGGUGUGAUAGGGUUAUCAUAGCCAGUGUUUCAGCCAAAGAAUGAACACUGUUAACAUGCACUAGUCAUGCAAUAGCAUUUUACUGUUUCAUCUGAGGUAAUUGGUUUUUAAUUACUGUAGCAUUCUGCCUAAUUUACAAAUGGGAUAUGAAGGAGGCAGCACAUCACAUGGCUGUCAUGCUAGUGGCAGCCAUGGGUUUUUGCCUCCUUCAUGUCUUGUUUGUUAAGGCUAAACUGUACGCUUAAGUGUUGUGUGGGGUUGGUAGGUACAUUGAUGUAGGAACUAUGAUGAGCCUACUGUUGGGGUAGUGUGUAAACUUCAGUGCAGGUUAUGCAUUUUUGAUUAGUUGAGUACCAUCGCACCAAUUCUGAUCCAUAGAACUGUCCAGUCUCUAGUGCAAGUAUAUUGCAUUCGCCCACAGUUGCUUGCCUCUUUAUGCAGUCUGUGCACAUGGGCUUUGUUAUGCUGUUAUGGACAUUGUAUGCUCAGCUGUUUAAUUUCCUCUUUUUUGUUUGUUCUGCAGUUUAUUGUAAGCAUGAAAUGUAGAACACUUCCAUUGCUUAUGCUUUUGUACAGGCCCACAGCUAACCAGCACUGCGUCAUCAACUCAAUCAGUAUCUUUCUAUAUUAAAGUCUGAAACUCUCAGAAUACAACUGGAAGAAGCCAAGCAGUGCUGCUUUCUUAACCAGGUUGCCCGCAUCCGUCAAUGUUGGCUGACCAGAGCUGCUGCUGCUGCCAAUGACUUGCCUUAUACUUCAAUCGGCAUAAUCUUUCUUGUCGAUGGAUACUGCUGACGAGCCUAGCAUGGCGUGCCAUCAGGAUGUGACAAUUCCAUAACUGCGAAUUCUUUUGGGCCUGUGUGCUUUGGCCUGGAGCUGUAGUACCAAGCAUUCUUAACGGACCUUGAGGACAGGUUCAAUUCAGUCGGUCAUAAGGCAAGUAUUUCUUUUGACCCUUCCUGCACCUAAUUUAUCACAGUUGUCAUAAGGCAAGUAUUUCUUUGGUUUUGCAUGUAAGUAAUGACAGCCACUGAUAACAUCAAGUGCAAAUGCCUGUUUCUACUUGAUUAAACAUCUUAUAAUAGAAUUGUGUUUUCUUUAGGUUGCAGGAUCAGAGCCAAUUGUCCAAGAACAAGUGAUAGGCUACUUUGACCUGGACAACCCUGGCUUGCAGCUUGUCGGGGGCGACACUUUCUACCUCCCAACUGAAGCACUUAGAGAACAUGUCCUAAUGUCUGAGCACGGCAAGGAAGGGCAACCUAUAAUUGUUGUAGUGGAAGAAGGCUCUCAAAACGUUGUUGUUCAGGCUUUUUCUAGAGAUUCCGAGGCAAUGGGAGAGGAGGCAGCCUUCACUGUGAAUCAGCUGGAUAAUGCAAUCUCAGCUACCCUUCCAGAGCAGUUUGCCGGUGUAGAAACAAUUACAACUGCUGAAGGGCAACAAUUGCUAAUUCUGUCGGAAGAUGCUAGUGGGAAGCUUGUAGGCAUGGAGGGCACACCGGUUGAAGAUUCUGAUGCUGCUCCUGAAACUGGGCCUUCGUGCCACGAGGGCUCAAAGGAUAAUUUACCUGGGCAGUGUGUUACAUCACUUAACAGCAUCCAGACAGAGUUACAGCCAGAGUGUAAAGAGUUGUCCGAGGUAAAUGGCAGCAAUGAAAUAAAUGCAAUUCCUGAGAAUGUACAAGCUCCUGAAGAAAGUGCAGAAUGCAAAUAUGAAAGUGAAAGUAAGCUUCAUGCACCUGCACCAGUAGAUGUUCUCGAGUCGUCCAAUAAGACUAGUGUCUCUCAUGUGUCAGUUGCCUUUGGCCAGGGUGACAAUUCAGAAUAUCGGGAAAAGCCAGCAUCAGAUAGCAUGGAACCAGUGCAAGACACCGAACAAAAGAAGAAUGGAACAGUGGGCAUGGAUGUUGGUCAUCUAGGUGAUGGUCAUUCAAGCGACAUGACUAUGCCACCUGCACAGGCCAUAAAACCUGGCACAGAUACCAAACUCAACACUUCUGAAAUGCCACUGGCACCAUCCAUUGCUGGUGAGAAGUUGGACACUGCUGACUUAAUUAAUGCAGACAAACAUACCAAGGAAUAUACCAUGUGUGCUGUGCAGGACUUGAAAAGCACUGAGGCUGUAGGCAACACCCUUGCAUUUUCUGAACAUCAAGGUCAAGGUGCAAGAACACUUACUAUGGACGUUGUGUGCGCACCGCAAACCUCAAGCAAGCACCUUAUUGCGGGUCCUGCAACAAAUCCAUCACUUAAAAUGAAAGUUGAUGAACCUUCCCCAGUGGUAGCUCAGCACAGUGACGCCCCUUCAGAAAAAUCCCUCAAGGGGGGCCAAAGUACUGAAGUGUUCAACAAAAUAACCAGUCAAAGUGCCAAUGAUCAACUGCUAAGUGGAUCUGAAAGUGCAGCACGUCUACUUUUACCUUUUAGUGAAAGCAUUAUGCACAGCAGUGAUUGUUCUACUGUGACUGGUUCAGAGCAAAAAAGUAUGGAGCCAGCGGCCAGCAAGCACUCUAUUACGUUGAGUGCUGAUGGAACAACUCUUCCCAAAAGCAAGGUAGGACAACCACUUCUGUGUGAAACUACAGGGAGCGCUUCAAACAAAAAUACCUUAAUUUUAAGCCCAGAGGCUUGCCCCGCACCUUCAUCUUCCAAUUUAGAAGCUCACCAGGAACAACAAAGCUUGGUGGAGAAGGAAGGCACGACGUGUACACAUGAAAAUUCUGUGGAUAAGCAAAGUGAGUUUUCUCCAGUCACCACGAGUGUAGAAAAAAACCUUGAGUGCGAAGACAAGCAUGCAGAUUUUACUAUUGAGUCUUUGUCUGCUGCUCCAGAGGAACUAUCUCAAAUGAGUCAUAGUGUUGGUGCAUGCAAUUAUGAUAAACUUGAUGAAAAAAAUACAUCAGAUAAAAAGGAUUGUGCAAAUGAAGACCAGGCAGAAAUCCUUGAAAAAAGCGUGACAGCAGAACCAGGACAAAAUUCACUCGUUUCUGAAACAUUGAAAGUUCAACCAGCUGCUGGUGUUUUAAGUAACAACAUAAUUACUGACAUUGAGCAAGAAAAAUGUCAAUCGAUGGAGAAAGAUAACCUAGGGACACAACUUUGCAACGUUAUACAUGAGAGCUCUGAAUUAUCACUGGACUUUCAAGCAAGAUCCAGUCAGAAGGAGAAGGCAUUCCACUCAAGUGAAAUGAAAGCAUUGCAUGAAAUGCCAAAGAAACAAAAUAAAAAAGUGGCAUUGAAUCCUGUGGCCAGUAGUCAUACAGAAAGCAAGUUGCAGGGCUCUCCAAAUAUUGACAAUCGUAAAGUCUCGCAGAGGAGAUUGUCUGGAAGUGUCCAGGAAGUCCCAUUAGAUGCAACUGUAAUGGCUGCUCAAGGCAACCGGCCUCAUGUAACAAGGGGACAGUUUAUAGUCCAAUCACAAGCAUCGUCAGAACUAGACACCGAUGAGAACAAGUUCCAGGAAGAAACUUUUCAUGAUGUUGAUAAACUUUCUUGCGUACCUGCCGAUAGCAACCUAUGCAUGCACGAUACUGAAUGUCAACAAAGCAAGAAAGUUUUUGAGCAUUUUGCACCACGUGAUAGCAAUGGAGGACUUCAAGAGUUACACGGCGAUGAACAUCAUGAGAUGGGUACAUGUGAAGUUCAAGAACAAGAUGAAGGAGGCCAAACUGGGGUUGUAAAGGACAGUCUGAGCAUGCCAGAGGCUUCGACUUCUAUGCUAAGUUCGCUAAAAGCUAAAGGUUUGAACUCUGAAGGAGUAAGAAGUGCUAUAGGGUGUGAUGAUGAACUUCUUGCUGCACUUCACCUAGUUCCCCGUCAAGGAGCAUCGCCACUUCCACCUGAUGGCUAUGCAGAACUAUGUACACCACCUGAAGAGCAAGAUGUGAGAGCUGAAGAGCUGUUCACAGCACUUGCAAUCUAUGAUAAAGGAGACAGAGAAACAGAACCAAAAGAAGGAUGCUCAGAUGAACAAGAAGAAGAUUCUCCAAGUAAAAAGCGUUGGUAUCUUCGUAGACCAACAAAACCAAGAAAGAGAGUCAUCAUCCCAGACAGUGAUGAUGAAGAUUUUGAGGCCUAUGAAAGUGAAAACGUUCCAACUGUAACACAGAAGAGCAAGUCGGAGCAGGCAUUUGAUGAUCUUUUGGAUGGAUUCAAGAAAGAGCAAGCUCAGACGGCCGCUGUAAAAACUGCACCAAGAAAAAAGAGAAAUGGAAAAAAAGUUGGACUUGCACCCACCAAAAGUACAUCUGCUCGUUCAAGAGCAUCUGCUGCAAAUAGUAUCCCAUUUGAAAAAGAAUCUACUGUGACGACAGAUGAGGUUAAAGAUGUAGUAAAGCCCAUAGCUAGAAAAAGCCAGCCGGUGAACACACCUUGCACAACCAGUCAAGCAGCUGCCACGAAACAAGCUCGAAAGCGACGCUCAGAGCCAGUGAAGGCUGUGUCUCCUAAAAAAAGUGCAGGCGAUGGUACACGUAAUCGGAUUCCCUCUUUUAGUGAUACGUUUGCUGGAGACAUCAGAAUUCGCUGUCAGAAACCAAGUUCCUCAUCGGAUAAGAUGGCAACACAGUAUCAUUGUUCCAAGUGUGGCUUUCGCUCAGCUCGAAUGGCGAAUAUUGUGAGGCACCAUAAGCAGGACUGCCCAUACUCUCAGAAAGAUUUUGCUUAGGGUUCCAAGUCCUCAAAAAGUACAAACAGUACUCGCACAUGGGUCUGUUAUCACUGUCAUGUACUCAUCCGAUUGCUGCAGACUCGGUUCAUUGACGUUUAAUUUUUGUCAUCACCAGUGUCAUUGUUUAUAAGAGGGGGGAAAAUGGUAUGUUAAAAGCACAAAGUCAACCAUGUGUAUAGCACAAUUUUUGUUGCAAAUUUUGACCACCUCUAUCUAAAUAAAAGUUCAGUUUCUCACUUAAGUUAGCUGAACUCUUUCAGUUGAUAAGGCCCACAGUAGGCUACUAAGUGAGCCUUGUGUUCAUUUUAAUGUUCUUAGUAUUUAGGAACAAAAGUAAGGGAAGUGCGCUGCUGGCUUAACGUAAAUGUGAUAGGUGUGUUUGAACUGCUGUGUGCUUUUGUUUUACUCUUGUAUUUCGUUAGCAGUUUUAAACUGUGUCGUGCCAGUGCGGCUUGCAGCCUCAAGGUACCGAAACACUUGUGCACCGUUGUAGGGCACAGGUUUUUUAUCUACAAAUGGCAUUAAUUGCUCACCUGAAAAAUCUUCACCAAAUUUGUUUGGCUAUAGAAUCGGGUGAUGUAGUUGUGUCACGACACCUACCCUUGCAGCUGGUGCAAUUGAAAUGACCAAAUGUGCCAUGUAUUGUCAUGGUCUUCAGUGUAGAUAAUUGUGCAUAUCAUUUCUCCAACACUUUUUGUCCGGUGCAGUAGCUAAAUGAACUAGCACACAUUGUAGUCUAGGGAACAUUGUUUCCUUUGUCAAGACACUUGCACAUGUUUGACCACAUUCAUCCCAAGGGCACCUGUGCAAUCUUUUUUUACAUCCUCUCUUAUUGCUAUAUAUGUUUACUUGAUAAACACUGAAAGCUGCUUGUAAUCAGUCACCAGCAAAAAGGGCAUUUUUGCACUGAUAUUUCAGUGUUGACUAAGGUGAGGCAGUGUCAGGGGCAGCAAAACACAGUGUUCACACCUCCUCCCACCUGUCUUUGGAAUGAUCAGCAGUGCUGACACUCUGACCAGACAGUGCAAUAGCAGGCAAGAUCCUUGUUGCCUUAUUUAUUUGUACCCUAUUGACUAUGCACGGCUGUUGGUGUACCCAUUAUCAGCUAAAUCUAAUUCAAGAUCAGCUAAAAUGUCGCAAUACCCAUUAUAAACACAAAUUUACUGCUAGUUAAGCCUAAAAUAUGGUAGAUGUGAAAUCUAUUAAAAUGGAAACACUGGUUGGGAAGUUAAAGGGAGGUGCAUUGUGCUUGUUACUGUUGUGAUGCAUGCCAAAUGCUUAUGACUGGUUCUAGGAGCUUGAUGCAUUGCUUCAUUUUUUUUUUCCCCAACCCUCCAUUUUCUUGCUUCAUUUGUAAUUUUUUUUGUAUAAGUAGUAUUCGGCAUGUUCCUCCAUUUUCAUGUUUUCCAAGAAAUUUUUUUUUAUUUUACUUAUGCUGCCUUUUUUUAUUUCUUGAGUUUGAUACUUUUGUUUUCUGCUGUUAUUGUUUUACUUGAUUUAUAGAUACUGUGAAGUGCCUACAGUUAAUUGCUAGUGAAAGGGUCACUUUGUAUGAUAGAAUUUCUCUUAUGUUGUAAUGAGCUAUGUUUUACCAUCUGCCAGGGCACUGUAGUUCUUUCUGCACAAGGUACAUGCAUAAAAUGUUACAGAGGCCUCACAAAUGGUGAGCUUGAUGUGCCAAUUGUGAAGUUGUGUGGACAUAUUAUGCAGUGUAUUUUCUUCUUUUAUCCUUCAGCUAGAAAAAUGCUGAUGACAUGUUGUGAGAAUUUCCUUUUCCUCAUUUCCUUGUGAGAAAUUUGCUCAUUUUCCUUUUCUCACUCUCUCAGUUGUAUUCGUUUCAAACACAGAGCUUGAUUUUUGUCAACAUUGUUUCGAUUCCUUGAUAGGCACUUCAACCUGGCUACUAUGAAUUGCCAUCAAAAAAGCAUUAUUGGAUACCAGAAUUGCUCAUUAGUUGUAAAUUGCUAUCUUUAAUUACCUGGUUAAGCACUGUUUGGCGGGCACCAUUUAUUUUUGUGCCAGAAAGAGAAGCAGAAUUUGCACAAAUCGUCUUAUUGGAGGGUUCUUCCAGCAUGUAGUGUACAUUACAAUGGCAUCUCUGCCUAAGGGACAAUAUUAUGUGCUAUUUGUGAAAAUAAGUUGCUCUCUUAAUGAUCUAAAGGUGGAUUAAAUGAAUGCUUCUGAGUGCUUUUAGGGGAUUUACAGUUGUUUGAUAGCAUUAUUUAUUUUUGCGCUGUUUUUUUUUUUUAUCAUUAUGUGCAUUGACUUUGUGUAUUGUAUGGUUAUGUUUUGUGAAAAAGUUAUUCAAACAGCACAGUUGUGCUGCUUCAGCAUUAAUUCUGCUUCUCUGAAAACAUUAAGAAUGGCCAAUACAAAGCCCUUAGGUCUUUGUAUUGGCCACUUGUGUGUCCACUUGUGUGUCCAGCUUGUCCUUGGCAUGUAUCUGUGGUAUUGGCCUUCAACCUCUUGCUGUUUCUUGACUCUGGUUUAUCCGAGCAAGGAUUUGUAAAAGAAAUUGUAGGCUUUUUUAUGUGACGUUUUAAUUUAUUUAAACAAUAAGUGCAAGUUAUGGCCUUAUUGAAGAAUUGCUUGUAUACUUCCUCUUGUUUUUUUAUUGUGACUGUUUUUUAGCUGAGCAUUAAAGGUUUGCUCACAGUUUAUCCGAGCAAGGAUUUGUAAAAGAAAUUGUAGUUUUUUUGGUUUUUUUAUAUAAGGCUUUAAUUUAAACAUGAAGUGCAAGUUAUGCCCUAAUUGAAGAAUUGCUUGUAUACUUCCUCUUGUUUUUUAUUGUGACUUUUUUUUAGCUGAACAUUAAAGGUUUGCUCACCAUCACAAACAA
Dermacentor silvarum is the source of this 8643-nucleotide messenger RNA. It is a transcript of the gene Elp4, whose product is annotated as elongator complex protein 4-like. The transcript is spliced from 6 exons. Bases 2370 to 5801 code for a protein of 1143 amino acids. NCBI's taxonomy places the organism in Eukaryota, Metazoa, Arthropoda, Arachnida, Ixodida, Ixodidae. The record is from RefSeq and is a predicted model, not a curated record. Gene Ontology annotation, biological process: tRNA wobble uridine modification. Gene Ontology annotation, cellular component: elongator holoenzyme complex; transcription elongation factor complex; cytoplasm.